AUGUCAGACUACUUCCCACCGGAGCUACUCUUCGAAAUCCUUGUACUUCUCCCGGCCAAGGAUUUGAUCCGAUGCAUGUGUGUUUCCAAAGCUUGGAAUGCUUACAUCCGCGACGAACGCUUCACCAAAAGGCAUCUUCAACGCUCCAUCAAUACCAUCCCUAGCACCAUUUUAUUUAGCCUAUGGGGUACCAUUUAUACCAAGGAUUUCUUUUUGUUGGCUCUUUCCGUCGACGAUUCAUUCAGCACAGCCGUAGAAAUUUGGCAACCGUUGGUUGAACGUCGCGGCUGGGGUGAAAUAUCGAUAUUGGGAUCCUGUAAUGGCGUGGUUUGCAUUAAAAACACUGAAAAUGCUGAGAUAGCUUUGUGGAAUCCUUCCAUUCAAAAGUUCAAGAGAAUUCCCUUCACACCCUCAGUUUCAAGUCCUCAGUAUGGAUUCGGAUAUGAUUCGACUAAUGAUGACUAUAAACUUGUGGAAAUUGAGAAGAUCUCAACUCCGUAUUCGGUAGACGUUUCUAAGUGGUCUUGGGAAAACAUUUCUAAUGGUUCUUGGCCCUAUUGUGUUACUUUGACUUAUGAAGUGCAUGUUUACAGCCUAAAAUCCAACUUGUGGAAGAAGAUCCAAAGCAUGCCUUCCAAGGGCCUUGAACUUGUUUCGAAAAUCCAAUUUUCAAACGGAGCUCUAAAUUGGGUGAUGGGUGAUAACAAUAUGAGCAUAAUUUUAACUCUUGAUCUUGCCACUGAGAAAUAUGGUGAGUUUUACUGCCCGGUCAACGGCAUUUUGGAUGUCAGGAUUGAGCUGGAGGUCUUGGGAGGCUAUCUAUGUGUUUGUAUUCGUAACUAUAACAACAGCGAAUUCGGUAUUUGGAUUAUGAAGGAAUAUGGAGCGAGAGAAUCUGACCUUGCUUUAUUCAAGUAUUUCUCAUCUUUGUAA
Molecule: messenger RNA, 933 nt
Organism: Malus domestica (apple)
Lineage: Eukaryota; Viridiplantae; Streptophyta; Magnoliopsida; Rosales; Rosaceae
Product: F-box protein CPR1-like
Molecular function (GO): protein binding
Source: RefSeq, a predicted model, not a curated record